Messenger RNA from Triplophysa rosa, 741 nucleotides. It is a transcript of the gene lye, whose product is annotated as lymphocyte antigen-6, epidermis. NCBI's taxonomy places the organism in Eukaryota, Metazoa, Chordata, Actinopteri, Cypriniformes, Nemacheilidae. The transcript has 3 exons. The coding region runs from base 82 to 456 and encodes 124 amino acids. The record is from RefSeq and is a predicted model, not a curated record.
UCAUCUCUUCAGCAUAUAUGAGAGCGCUCAUCCACUCACUCACACAUCACACUUACAGCUGCAGCUCACAUCACCGUCACCAUGAACAGAAUUGUGUUUGGAGUCGUUGCCGUCGUCGCGCUCUUCACUUUAUCUGAAGCUCUGAAGUGUAACACAUGUCAAGUCGGCAUUCUGGGGAAAUGCUUUCUGAAAUCUGAAGCCACGUGUGCUGCUCCUGACACCAGCUGCUUCACUGCUAAAGCAGAGUUCAACGUGACAGGAUUUUUAAGUUUGUCCACGAGCGGUUGCACAUCUAACUGCAAUAACACGGCCGGAACUGUUCUAGGUGCUGGAUACACCAUCACUAAAACCUGCUGUACUGUUGAUCUGUGCAACGGAGCCAGUGCCGCACACAUGUCUGUAGCUGGAGCCGUGAGCGCCGCCCUGCUGGCCACAUUCUGGAGCACUUACAUGUGAUGCUCCUCUCACAACACAUCAAGAUGACAUCCUAGAACCUUCUGUAACUUUACUGUAUUUUUUUACAUUUCUUUUUACACUUUGCCACUUAUUACAAAAUGAUAUUUUUUCUGUGAUCUAUUGUCUUCAUAUAUGAAAUCUGUAUGAAUUCACUCUGUCUGUUGUUGUAUUUUAUUAUUUUCCAUGCACGAGUGGUGUAAAUAAUAAUAGGGAGGACUAUGACAAUCUGUGAUGUAAAACAAGACAUGUGGGAGAAAUAAAUAAAGAGUGUCUGUGAGUGCUGCA